Molecule: messenger RNA, 3131 nt
Organism: Halichondria panicea
Lineage: Eukaryota; Metazoa; Porifera; Demospongiae; Suberitida; Halichondriidae
Product: mucin-5AC-like
Exons: 11
Coding region: 300-2912 (870 amino acids)
Source: RefSeq, a predicted model, not a curated record
GAGUGGAAUUUUCAUGACUGCCAACCCCAGCAAGGAAUUAUUACCGAACCUCCUAAGAAGUGAGUGUGCCCUUUGUGUGUUUAUCCGUGCUUUGUUGUGCGUGUGUGCCAUGUGACCUAUUUUUAGACCGGCAGGAGGCCAUUUGGAGCAUCGUUUCCCACUAGUUGAAGCUGAUGUCGCCCAUUUUGACACGAUCCACCCACCUAGGGCCGUCUAGUGGCCGUUAGUGGCGGUCUUGCUAGGCUUAGAUCGAUCUGUACACGAUGUCUUAACUUUCUGAUGAGCUGUAGCUACUGUGUAUGGCUAGCGGAGGAGGAACCCCACCCUCCCACCUCUCCAUACCUCAGCUCCCCAACAACUUUCCCUCGGCUGCGGACACUCUAAAAACUCCACAGUUGACACUCACUCCUGUCACAAGCAUCAACUCAGCUGUUGAUGGUGGUGGCAAGUCGUUCACCAGUCUGGAGGAGCUCCUGAACAUCACGGGCAUCAAUACUCCUACAGGGAGCAGACCAGACAAUGGAGUCUCCAGUCUGAGCAGGAUAGCACAGGCAGUGGAGAACAGUCAGAAUGCAGGUCCACAAGGGGACCUACCUCCUGCCAAGAGGCCACGUCUUGAGCUACCCUCAAACACCAACAUCCGUGUGCAACCUUUGACCUCUCCCAGCGUCACUAUCGCCUCUCUGCUCCACAAACCCUCUAUUGCUAAUCACACUGGCUCUAAUAUUCCUACUACAAAUUUCAAUCCCACCAACACUCCACAAUCGAUCAACUCCACAGUAGCCCAGGCUCUGUCUGCCUUAACACAUGUAUUGUCAGCUAACUCCUCCUCCAUUAAUGCAACUCUCUCUCAAGCUGUCAGUACUCAGCCUACAAUCGUGUCCGUUAUCCCGUCUCUCAUGCAGAGCCCGGCCACUUCCCCCACUUCAAGCAACCCAAAGUCAUUCCUAUUGCAGCUGGUGCAACUCUACAAACACUACCAAAAUACAGGCGAUUCUGAUGGUAUGGAAAGGAUCAAAAAGCAACUGAACGUUCUAGUGACUGCCACUCAAGGUCGUAACCAACCAUCGAACCCGCUACUAGGAGCACUCUCAAUGCUAUCAGGCCCGUCUACUACUGUACAGCAGCAAGUGUCCAGUGGUGCUAAUUCAUUGAUAAAUAGGACCCAGACUACUAGUACAGUGUUAGCUGGGACCACGGUUAGUAGGCCCAAUAUGCAUGUGCCACCUUCACUGUUGAGCAGUACCCAGUUGAGGACGAUACCCUCCAACUCUCGACCCCAGGCUGCAGUCACUACUGGCAUGACCGCCACUCGUGCUACUAACCCCUCCCCUCAAGCCACUACGAGCACAGCACUUGCAGAGCAAAUCUCAGUGCAACAGAAGGCGGUGAAGCAGCUUCAGACGAUAAUGGCCUCUCUCCCUGUGUCUAGUCGACCCAAGACAGCACAGGAGAUCAGAGACUUUGUUCAGAAGUACAGCAACCUCAUCACUCAGUUACAAUCCUCCACACCAUCCACCACCACCUCCGCUCAAUCUACAAAAACCCAACAAAAUCCUGUAACAACACUACACGGCUCUGUUGUCGUGCCGAUGAACUUUGGACCCUCCCCGGCCCAAACCACCACCACAGCCAACUCCACAGCAGCAUCGAUCUCAACCACUGCCAUGGCUCAAGUCGACCAACAUUUCCAAACUGCUCUUACUGCUGUGAAGAAUAAAUCAACGCUACCUACGAAGCCACCGGCUGUGGUGGAUCUGACCACGGACACUGACUCGGCUAGUACUGUUAAUGCUCCAAUCACCACUCAGUUUAAAGCUACCCCUAAGGCUACUAAAGCAACGACUGGUAUACAAGCCGGUGUGGCUACUCCAUUACCCCCCGGGCUUACACUCGAGACUCUAGCCGUGCUGUGUCGACUACCAGAGUCUGAACUAGGGAAGUUGAAGCUGCCGGUUGGAUUGCUCUCUGCCAUCAAGGUCUGGAAGGAGAAGCAACCAACCAAGAAAGGAGGGUCCCCUCAUACUAAGACAAGCAGUAGCAGCAACAUCCCCAUACUCUACCCUCCCUCAUCUAUGUCUGGCCCCUCCCACUUGUUGAAAACUCCGACAGCCAUAAAAGUCGGUGAAGCUCUCUCUCUGACCUCUACCAUGAGUGAUUUCAAGCAGCCGUUUGUGAUUCCCAGUGGUGCAGGGUUUCCCCCUCGCUCCCUGCAUGCCUUUGUCCCGGGACUGGGUCAAAGUCGCUCUGCCAUGACCUCCACAGCUGCCAAGCUCUUCCCAACAGCUGCCACACCACACAGGCCCAGUGUGACGCUGGGUAGACCACCCUCCCAUCACAUGACCCGGGUGAGGACCAAGGCAGAACAGGAGAAGGCAGAGAGAGAGAGGAUACAAGCACUCACAAAGGCUCUGCAGUCGUCAGAGGAGGCAAGGAUAGCGUUCAGGUUCAAUACCCACCUGGACAAGAUGCACUCACAAUUGUUAGCCCCCGACACCACCACCUCCUUUGCCAACAAACAGGAUGUCCUCUCGAGACUCCUCCCCUAUCACGUCUAUGCCCAAUGUGAGCCACCUGUUGCGGCUGUCGAGAAAGCUGACGCUGUGUUUGAGAGCGUGGCUCAAGUGCUGCUCUCACGGAGUAGGGGACUACAGAGCAGGUUCCAACAGCUGCUGGCCAAGACUGACUCACGGGGUGGAGAGGAUGCUGGAGUAAUGGACCUAGAGCUGAGGCGCUGCUUUGUGCAGGGAGAGCGAGAGAGAGUAAAACAAGAGAAGCUACAGAAACAGCAAGCAGAGCAAGUGGCUGCAAAUCUGAGCAUGAUGGUAAAGGCCGAUGGUGUGGACACGUUUGAUUCCGAGUUCUCUCUCAGUGAUGCUUUCUUCCCGUUCCUUGACAACGGGAUCACAUGACAUUGACCACACCCACUAACGAACAGUGACUCUAUAGAUACAUUGAUUGUGUAGUGACCAGCGCUAAGCCUCUCUGCUGGUAUAAUAAUUGUAGAGGUGUUUGUACUUUUAUUGUCAAUGUGUAUAAUCAAAUCACCUUAUACGACUUUAAUAUUUAUUGUGUUCAUUGACGAAACAUUAAUUUAUGAUGACAUUUUCUUACAAAACAUUAAUUUGCAA